Molecule: messenger RNA, 1087 nt
Organism: Microcebus murinus (gray mouse lemur)
Lineage: Eukaryota; Metazoa; Chordata; Mammalia; Primates; Cheirogaleidae
Gene: TAF10
Product: TATA-box binding protein associated factor 10
Biological process (GO): transcription initiation at RNA polymerase II promoter
Cellular component (GO): SAGA complex; nucleus; transcription factor TFIID complex
Molecular function (GO): promoter-specific chromatin binding; RNA polymerase II general transcription initiation factor activity
Source: RefSeq, a predicted model, not a curated record
CCGUAAUCAAGGCAUGUCGGACCGAUGAGCCCCAAAGCAAGGCCUUUGAGCAUCAGGCUGAAUGAGGUGUCUCAGACCCACAGAGGAGUCCCAGACGUGCCCACCGCGGCGGAAUCCCAAAGGAGCACUGGGGGAGGGCGGAAUGGCGACGGCAGCGCAGUUCCUCAGGGCUUGGUCUCCGCCCUUCAGUCUGUUUCAUCCAACUGGUAUCCACAAGAGGCGGGAAGCAGGAAUGAGAGAGCUAACGCUGGGACGGGCGGGGCGAGUCAAGGAGCGCGUGACGUCACCCGGGUGUGCGUAACGUGGGCGGAAGCGGAAGCGGCUCUGUUCGCCGCCUCUCCCACCGGCCCGAUGAGCUGCAGCGGCUCCGGCGCGGACCCCGAACCGGCGCCGGCCUCCGCCGCUUCGGCCCCGGGCCCAGCGCCCCCGGUGUCGGCUCCCACCGCGCUGCCCGCCAGUACCGCCGCAGAAAACAAGGCCAGCCCCGCGGGGACAGCGGGGGGACCUGGGGCUGGAGCCACGGCUGGGGGCACGGGACCAUUGGCGGCGCGGGCCGGGGAGCCAGCCGAGCGGCGCGGGGCGGCUCCGGUGUCGGCGGGCGGCGCGGCGCCCCCAGAGGGGCCCAUGUCUAACGGGGUUUACGUACUGCCCAGCGCGGCCAACGGAGACGUGAAGCCAGUGGUGUCCAGCACGCCUCUGGUGGACUUCUUAAUGCAGCUUGAGGAUUACACGCCUACGAUCCCUGAUGCAGUGACUGGUUACUAUCUGAACCGUGCUGGCUUUGAGGCUUCAGACCCACGCAUAAUUCGGCUCAUCUCCCUAGCUGCCCAGAAAUUCAUCUCAGAUAUUGCCAACGAUGCCCUACAGCACUGCAAAAUGAAGGGCACAGCCUCUGGCAGCUCCCGGAGCAAGAGCAAGGACCGCAAGUACACUCUAACCAUGGAAGACUUGACCCCUGCCCUCAGCGAGUAUGGCAUCAAUGUGAAGAAGCCGCACUACUUCACCUGAGCCACCCAACAUAAAUGUACUUGUCGUCCCCAUGUCCCCACACCAGCCUGUUUUCAUAAUAAACUUUAUUGUGACAGGC